GCGGCCCGCCGGGCCAUGGAACCCGCCGAAGUUGGCGCGGUUCGAGCUCUCCUGUUCGCUCGCUCGGGCGCCUUCCCCCCGUGAGGCCCGUGGGCGCUCGGCCGGGGAUCGGCGGCUGCCUGGGCCGCUCCGCCCGCCUCCGCCGCUCGGCCGGGCGCGCGCCGCGCUCCCGCGGCCGAUCCCCGCGCGUGCGCGCUCUGCCGAGUGUAUGUGUGUGAGUGUGUGUGCGGCCGAGGGGUGGUCCGCCGCUGCCGCCGACGAUGCCGCGGGGCCGCCCCCCGAAGCCCAAGGAGAGCAAGGCGCGCGGCGACACCGAUGGAGUUUUAACAUUGAAUGCGGAGAACACUAAUUAUGCCUAUCAAGUUCCAAACUUCCAUAAAUGUGAAAUCUGUCUGCUAUCUUUUCCAAAAGAGUCCCAGUUUCAACGCCACAUGCGGGAUCACGAGCGAAACGACAAGCCACAUCGCUGUGACCAGUGCCCCCAAACCUUUAAUGUUGAGUUCAACCUGACACUUCACAAAUGCACCCACAAUGGGGCGGACCCCACCUGUCCCGUGUGUAACAGGAAAUUCUCCAGAGUGGCUAGUCUCAAAGCGCAUGUUAUGCUGCAUGAAAAGGAAGAGAACCUCAUCUGCUCUGAGUGUGGGGAUGAGUUCACCCUGCAGAGCCAGCUGGCCAUACACAUGGAGGAGCACCGCCAGGAGCUGGCUGGGAACCGGACCCACACCUGCAAGGCCUGCAGGAAGGAGUUCGAGACACCAGCACAGCUGAAGGAGCACAUGAAGACUCAUUGUAGAGCCAGGGUGUCCAGUACCCGGUCCUACAAUCGGAACAUCGACAGGAGCGGGUUCACGUACUCCUGCCCGCACUGUGGGAAGACAUUUCAAAAGCCAAGUCAGUUAACGAGGCACGUGCGGAUACACACAGGUGAAAGGCCAUUUAAAUGUAGUGAAUGCGGCAAAGCUUUUAACCAGAAGGGGGCGUUGCAGACACACAUGAUUAAGCACACAGGUGAAAAGCCCCACGCCUGUGCCUUUUGUCCCGCCGCCUUUUCUCAGAAAGGGAACCUGCAGUCACACGUUCAGAGAGUCCACUCGGAGGUCAAGAAUGGCCCUACCUAUAAUUGUACGGAAUGCAGUUGUGUAUUUAAAAGUUUAGGCAGCUUAAACACUCACAUCAGCAAGAUGCACAUGGGUGGGCCACAGAAUUCCACAGGCGCUGCAGAGACUGCUCACGUUUUAACGGCCACACUAUUUCAGACCUUACCUGCUCAGCAGACGGAGGCCCAGCUGGCGUCCGCCAGUCGGCAGAGCUCACAGGCCGCAGCCGAUGUCAUCCAGCAGCUCCUGGGGCUCUCGGACCCGGGAACAGUGGAGCCCAGCCCGCCCCAAGCUGGCCAGCAACUGGGCAUCACUGUGGGCAUCAACCAGGACAUCUUGCAGCAAGCCUUAGAAAACAGUGGGCUGUCUUCAAUUCCAGCUGCAGCGCCUCCGAGCGACCCCAGCCACACCAAGGCCCCCGUGGUACAGGGGCAGAAUCCGGACACACCCAGCGUCUCCAGUGAGCCGACCGAGCCUGUGGAUGCCGAGCCAGAAAAAGAGCAGGAGAGCCCAGAGAGGUUGGAUAAAAAAGAAAAAAAGAUUAUAAAGAAGAAAUCCCCGUUUCUACCUGGGUCGAUCCGCGAGGAGAACGGAGUCCGCUGGCACGUGUGCCCGUACUGCACCAAGGAGUUCCGGAAGCCCAGCGACCUGGUGCGCCACAUCCGCAUCCACACCCACGAGAAGCCCUUCAAGUGCCCUCAGUGCUUCCGGGCCUUUGCGGUGAAGAGCACCCUGACCGCCCACAUCAAGACGCACACGGGGAUCAAGGCCUUCAAGUGCCAGUACUGCAUGAAGAGCUUCUCCACGUCGGGGAGCCUCAAGGUGCACAUCCGCCUGCACACAGGAGUCAGACCUUUUGCUUGUCCUCACUGUGACAAGAAGUUUCGAACCUCAGGCCACAGGAAGACCCACAUCGCUUCCCACUUUAAACACACGGAGUUAAGGAAGAUGCGACACCAGCGUAAACCUGCAAAGGUUCGUGUUGGCAAGGCGAACGUUCCAGUCCCCGAUAUUCCUUUGCAGGAGCCAAUUCUCAUAACAGACGUAGGUCUUAUCCAGCCCAUUCCAAGAAACCAGUUUUUUCAAAGUUAUUUUAAUAAUAAUUUUGUAAAUGAAGCAGAUAGACCAUACAAGUGUUUUUACUGUCAUCGUGCAUAUAAAAAAUCUUGCCAUCUUAAACAACACAUCAGGUCGCAUACCGGUGAAAAGCCUUUUAAAUGUUCUCAGUGUGGAAGAGGCUUUGUUUCUGCAGGAGUGCUCAAAGCACAUGUCCGAACGCACACUGGGCUAAAAUCUUUCAAGUGUCUGAUCUGUAACGGAGCUUUCACCACCGGUGGCAGCUUACGGCGACAUAUGGGCAUCCAUAAUGACCUUCGUCCCUAUAUGUGUCCUUAUUGCCAGAAAACUUUUAAGACCUCACUAAAUUGCAAGAAGCACAUGAAAACCCAUAGAUACGAACUUGCCCAGCAGCUCCAGCAGCAUCAGCAAGACCCAUCGAUAGAUGAGGGCGCCGUAGACCAGCAGAGCAUACAGGCCUCCACCCAGAUGCAGGUGGAGAUGGAGGGCGACGCACUGCAGCGGACCGCCGAGGCUGUGGCGGCCACCCCUGAAGCCAUGCUGGGUCUGGAGCCAGCCCCGGUUGUGGGCACUGAGGGGACCGGGCUUGGCCAGCAGAUGACAGAUCAGCCUUUGGAAACAGAGGAAGAUAGGUUUGUGGCCCCACAGCACACUCUGCAAGGGCCGGUGGACCAGUUUGAAGAGCAGGCUCCGCCACAGCAGUGCUUCGAACCGGCAGGCUUAUCGCAGGGUUUUACAGUGACUGAUACAUACAAUCAACAGACUCAGUUCCCACCUGUCCAGCAGUUACAGGAUUCGAGCACACUGGAAUCUCAGGCUCUCUCCACGAGUUUCCACCAGCAGAAUUUACUUCCAGUUCCCAGCUCGGAUACGAUUAAUGUAAUUCAAGAGUCCUCUGCGGAGGAGCUGGACCUGCAGACUCCACGCCCCCCAUUCCUGGAGGACAGUGAGGAACAGAGCCGGCGCUCCUACAGAUGUGACUAUUGCAACAAGGGCUUUAAGAAGUCCAGCCACUUGAAGCAGCACGUGCGAUCACACACUGGGGAGAAGCCCUACAAGUGCAAGCUCUGUGGACGUGGCUUCGUGUCCUCUGGGGUCCUCAAGUCCCAUGAGAAGACACAUACAGGAGUCAAGGCUUUCAGUUGCAGUGUCUGCAAUGCUUCCUUCACCACCAACGGCAGCCUCACCAGGCACAUGGCAACGCACAUGAGCAUGAAGCCUUACAAGUGUCCGUUCUGCGAGCAGGGCUUCCGAACCACAGUUCAUUGUAAAAAGCACAUGAAGAGGCACCAGACAGUUGCCUCUGCAGCGUCGGCACCAGGAGAGGCAGAAGGAGGGGAGAUGGGUCUGGAGGAAGAGGAAGAAAAUUCUGAAAGGAACACGUCUAGGAAGGCUCGUCCUGAGGUCAUCACCUUCACAGAGGAGGAGACGGCACAGUUGGCCAAAAUUCGGCCGCAAGAGAGUGCCACGGUCUCUGAGCAGGUGCUGGUACAGUCGGCUGCGGAGAAGGACCGCAUCAGUGAGAUGAAGGACAGGCAGGCGGAGCUGGAGGCUGAGCCCAAGCACGCCAACUGCUGCUCCUACUGCCCCAAGAGCUUCAAGAAGCCCAGCGACCUGGUCAGGCAUGUUCGAAUCCACACUGGAGAAAAGCCAUAUAAAUGUGAGGAAUGCGGGAAGAGUUUUACGGUUAAAUCUACCCUAGACUGCCACGUGAAGACGCACACAGGUCAGAAGCUCUUCAGCUGUCAUGUCUGCAGCAAUGCCUUCUCUACGAAGGGCAGCCUGAAGGUCCACAUGCGCCUACACACGGGGGCAAAGCCCUUCAAGUGCCCCCACUGUGAGUUACGUUUCCGCACGUCUGGCCGGAGGAAGACCCACAUGCAGUUCCAUUACAAGCCUGACCCCAAGAAAGCGCGGAAGACUGCGCCCCGGACUUCGUCUGAGGGCCUGGCGCCCGUGAACGUCGUCCAACCGUCGCCCUCAGACCCCAGUGUGUUCAUCAUGAACAGCUCUGUGCUGACGGGGCAGCUGGACCAGAACCUGCUGCAGCAGGGCCUUGUGGGCCAGGCGGUCCUCCCUGCCUCCGUGUCAGCUGGUGGUGACUGGACAGUGUCUUUGACGGACGGGAGUCUAGCUGCCCUAGAAGGCAUACAGUUACAACUCGCUGCUAAUGUGGUCGGGUCAAAUGUUCAAAUUUCUGGAAUCGAUGCCUCCAGCAUUAAUAAUAUCACGCUCCAGAUUGACCCAAGUCUUCUGCAGCAGACGUUACAGCAGGGCAACUUGCUUGCUCAGCAGCUGACCACGGAGUCUGGCCUGGCCUCACAGAACAGCUCUCUGCAGACACCAGACAGUGCGGUCCCAGCCAGUGUCGUCAUCCAGCCCAUCUCCGGCCUGUCCUUACAGCCCACCGUGACAUCUGCCAAUCUGACCAUAGGCCCCCUCUCGGAGCAGGAUUCCGUGCUGACCACCAGCAGCAGUGGGACGCAGGACCUCUCUCAGGUGGUGACGUCGCAGGGCCUAGUGUCCACCUCCACUGGCCCCCACGAGAUCACCCUGACCAUUAACAACUCAAGUCUGAGCCAGGUGCUGGCCCAGGCUGCUGGGCCCACGGCUGCGUCGUCCUCAGGGUCCCCGCAGGAAAUUACCCUGACCAUCUCUGGUCAAGAUCUUAUUCAACACAGUUCUAACGGAAGUAGUGAAGUAAACGGAAGCAUAAGAUUGUCCGCACCUGCAAUCAGUAGUCAGUCCACAGGUGCCACCUUGACCAUAAGCAAUGAUCAGCUUCUCUCCCAGAGUGCAGCACUGACCUCCUCAGAACUUAAUACUACAACUGGAAGCCUUCCUUCGACCACACCAAUGUCCCCAUCUGCCAUGUCUGCUCAGAACCUGGUCAUGUCCUCGUCAGGUGUGGGGGGAGAGGCCAGCGUCACGCUGACCCUGGCCGACACUCAGGGCCUGCUCUCCGGGGGACUGGACACGGUCACGCUCAACAUCGCUUCUCAGGGUCAGCAGUUCCCAGCCUUACUCACAGAUCCCUCUCUCUCGGGCCAGGGGGGAGCAGGCUCACCCCAGGUCAUCUUGGUGAGCCACACCCCGCAGUCGUCAUCAGCCACUGGUGAGGAGAUCACCUACCAGGUGACAGAUGUCUCUGCCAGCCUGGCCCAGGGUGGCCAGCCAGAGAAGGAGGGCCGGCUGCACCAGUGCCUGGAGUGCGGUCGCACCUUUGCGUCGGCCGCUCUGCUGCUGCACCACAGCAAGGAGGUGCACGGCCGGGAGCGCAUCCACGGCUGUCCAGUGUGUAGGAAGGCCUUCAAGCGUGCCACGCACCUCAAGGAGCAUAUGCAGACACAUCAGGCUGGUCCCUCCCUAAGCUCUCAGAAGCCCAGGGUGUUCAAGUGUGACACUUGUGAAAAGGCAUUUGCCAAACCAAGCCAGCUGGAGCGCCACAGCCGCAUCCACACAGGGGAGCGGCCGUUCCAUUGCAGCCUGUGUGAGAAGGCCUUCAACCAGAAGAGUGCCCUGCAGGUGCACAUGAAGAAGCACACGGGGGAGCGGCCCUACAGGUGUGCCUACUGCAUCAUGGGCUUCACACAGAAGAGCAACAUGAAGCUGCAUGUGAAGCGGGCCCACAGCCACGUGGGAAGUUUGCAGGAACCCGCAGGCCCCCAGGAGCACAGAGGCGAGGCGCUAAGCCUGGACGAGGUGGUGCAGGAACCCGCAAGUGAGUGGCAGGCCCUGGCCAAUGUGUUCUGACACCGCCCGAGCCUGAGAAUGUAAUCAGAGUGAAGCGUGGAGAAGAGCGGAGCCCUAGGGAUUUCUGUUUUGAAGCGUCAAGUGUUAAAAAAUGUUACCACAGAGUUUUUUUUUCUUGAAGCUAUAAAAUUAUCUAAAGAAUCACUGACUUUCAGAGACUUACAGGAAAAAACUGGGAAGGACAGAAGCACGUUGUCAUUUGUCUGCAAAUCACUGAACUCAGGUACUUCAACAGCAGUUUCACCUACUCCGUGGCCAGUGCAUCUAGUUAAAAAGAAGUUAACUGGAUCUUACUAUCAUUGUAGUGUGAUUUCUUUGUAUUAGCAAAGACAGAUGUUAACAUGGAAAAAAAAUAGAUAGGUUUUCCUUCAUGCUUUCUGUUAUAAGAAGCAUAGCUCAUAAGACAAACAUAAGAUAGGUGCAUGAACUUCAGAAAAAAGUGUUAGAACACAGGGAAGCUUUUUCCAUUUUUUUCUCUGUGAAUUUUGAAAUUAGUAGAACUUGACCCUUUUUAGUCUACCAUAAGGUAAUAUGACUAAUACCUUGAGAGGUGGCUGGACCAAUUCUCUCUCUGUAACAGAUACCUAAUCAUUAGCUACAAGAACGCAGUACCUGGGUUGUGAACAGGGACAGAGGCAGCCUGACACCCAGGUGGGGCUCCGCCGCCCGCACAGGGUGACGUCACACUUGCUUCCUGAGUCGCUAACGCAGGUCCUUGGUCGGGUCGUUGCAGAAAGCACAGCCAUAUGUUGCAAACAGGAGAUCACAGAGUUGUCCCCUAGGGACCAAGUUGCUCGAUAAUUCAGACACGUGUUCGUAUCUUAAGGAUGAGAACCUGUACAAGCCCCGUGGUUUUUCUCUUGUGUGUAAGCGGGUGUGCUUUUCAUUUCAGGGAAUUCUCUAGUCUCAUCAAUGGUGCCACGUUGAACAUGUCCCAAACCAAAUCCCACCCCGUGCUGGGGUGGGGCGUGUCAUUCCCACAGCAUUCCAAAGAUGGAAACUUCUUUACUUCCCGUGAAUCUCUCCUUGAAGUUAUUUAUAUGUUCUAUAUAUAAAUACAUAUGUACAUAAGCAGAUAUAUGGGCCUCUGUGUGGCUGAACAGUAUAUUUUGUAAAUAAGCACUAGUCUAAUUACAGAGAGCGCGACAGAGAUUUUACCUCCUGACAAGCACUUCAGAUCAGUAUUGUGUUCAUUUUAUUAAUAAACGAAUAUCCGUGUCAUUGUGACAUGACGCUGGGAUUGUUUUUUGGUUUUUGUUUUCCUGAAAAAUAAUUGCCUUUAUUUUCUCUCAUUGCCUCGCUGGUUUCAGAAGAGAGCAGUUUUAUUAUAAACAUUGUAUGGACUUUGUAUAUUAAAAGAGGGGCUCAUUUCAGAUUCCUGAAGAAAGAGACAUUUCACUGUUAUUUUUGAAGGGGGCAUCUUUUGAUUUUUUUUGUUAUCGUUCACACUUUCGGCGUAUGUAUAUAAGUAAUAUUGAUGGUGAUAUAAAAACUUUUGUUAUGUGAAAAUAUUUAAGUCAGAAAACUGUUAAAUAAUAUUACUUUUUUU
Molecule: messenger RNA, 7479 nt
Organism: Phacochoerus africanus (Common warthog)
Lineage: Eukaryota; Metazoa; Chordata; Mammalia; Artiodactyla; Suidae
Gene: ZNF236
Product: zinc finger protein 236
Exons: 32
Coding region: 261-5930 (1889 amino acids)
Biological process (GO): regulation of transcription by RNA polymerase II
Cellular component (GO): nucleus
Molecular function (GO): RNA polymerase II cis-regulatory region sequence-specific DNA binding; DNA-binding transcription factor activity, RNA polymerase II-specific
Source: RefSeq, a predicted model, not a curated record